AAACACAUAUAUAAGCCAUUGUACAUAUAGGAUUAUUCAAGAAAAUAAUAAACUUUUCUUCAAAUAUUUCUCCUUCUUUUUCAAUUUCUAAUACCAAAAAUUUCUUUUCUCUAAGGCUUUUCAUCAUGGAACUUUCACUUUCUUCCAUCCAAGAUCUAGUUAAGGAAAUCAAGGAAGAGAUGUUCUUAAACAUCGAUCCUUACUCAUUUGUUUCUUCUUCUGCGUAUGACACUGCAUGGCUAGCCAUGGUUCCAAAUCCUCAGGAACUAGGUAAACCAAUGUUCAAAGGGUGCUUGGAGUGGGUAGUGAAUAACCAAAGAGAAGAAGGGUUCUGGGGAGAGUUUGAUGGCCAUGGCAUGCCCACCAUCGAGUCUCUUCCAGCAACUCUUGCAUGUGUACUCGCACUCAAGAAGUGGAAUGUUGGGACCAAGGAAGUGGAAAGAGGUGAUUACACGUGUGUAUAGGCUUGUAUGGUUUAACUAUUAGGGAACAGCUCAUCGUAGCUGUUUUCUCUAAUUAAUCAAGUUUCCUCUA
Molecule: messenger RNA, 534 nt
Organism: Rubroshorea leprosula
Lineage: Eukaryota; Viridiplantae; Streptophyta; Magnoliopsida; Malvales; Dipterocarpaceae
Source: the annotation of a GenBank genome assembly